AUGAAAUGGUGCAUUAAAUUAUAUCCAAGAGGGAACUCGGAUGAAAAUUACAUAAGUACUUUUCUCAGCAGACAGGAUGAUCUUCAAGAAGCCUGUACAGUAAGUUUCGUUACUAAAUUCAUCGCUUGUAAUAAAAUCGAAUCUCCCACCCUAAAAGCAAACCGUACCCUAGGCACUGUAUUUAGAGGAAAAUAUGCUUGGGGAUAUAAAGAAUUUAUUGAAAGGAAUGUUGUUUUAAGGGCUCUUAUUAGCGAUAUUCUCGUUAUAAAAUAUACUUUGAAACCAUUUUCUGAAAGUAAUCCUCAAGAGAUAUUUCCUGCAGUGCUUUAUAACAGUGGAUUGUUCACGGACGUCUUGUUACGAGCUCGCGGUUCAGAAUUCAAAGUGCAUAAAGCUAUCUUGUGGGCAAGGUGGCCUGAACUGGCAAAAAGACUCGAUGAACAAAAGUGUUCCUACCAAGAUUUCGAUAUUAGACCGAACAUUCUCGCAGCCAUGAUCAAGUAUAUUUAUACUGGAAAAUUAGAAUACGUGCAUAACUUCCAGGAGAUCUCUGUCACUGCAGCAAAGUAUGGAGUCCGCAUUCUCAGUCCUCCGCCUGGUAGAAUGAAAGCGUGGGAAACUCGCAUUAAUACUGAAAAAAUUUCCAUUGUGUGGCCAAUAGAGAACUUUCUCUAG
Messenger RNA from Stegodyphus dumicola, 675 nucleotides. RefSeq names its product speckle-type POZ protein B-like. NCBI's taxonomy places the organism in Eukaryota, Metazoa, Arthropoda, Arachnida, Araneae, Eresidae. Gene Ontology annotation, molecular function: protein binding. The record is from RefSeq and is a predicted model, not a curated record.